CGCCCACCUCUGUGAAUGUGGAAACUGAUGCAGGUAGGGGGAGCGGCCGGCAGGGCAGACCGGGCCUGGCUCUCCUCCCGCGCCAGGCCCGGCCGAGCUCCUGCCGCCCGCAUGCGUCCCGGGGUGUCUCCUGUUCCCCUCAGCCUUGUCCUUUCAGUUUCCUAAAGUAGCGCGGGGCCCUCGCAAUGAGGAGGGUGACGCUGUGAGGCCGCGGCGUGUGUUGCAGGCCGUUGAUGGAGAAGGGGGCGGAUGACAGCCGGGACGGUGGUGAUCACCGGGGGCAUCUUGGCGACUGUGAUCCUGCUCUGCAUCAUCGCCGUGCUGUGCUACUGCCGGCUCCAGUACUACUGCUGCAAGAAGGACGGGUCCGAGGAGGACGAGGAGGAGCCGGACUUCGAGGUGCACUCGCACCUGCCGCCACUGCACUCCAACCGCAACCUGGUGCUGACCAACGGCCCUGCGCUCUACCCGGCCGCCUCCACCUCCUUCAGCCAGCGGUCCCCGCAGGCCCGCGCCCUCUGCCGCAGCUGCUCCCACCGCGAGCCACCCGCCUUCUUCCUGCAGGAGCCAGAGGACGAGGACGAGGACGUGCUCAACGGCGGCGAGCGUGUGGUCUACAAGAGCCUCAGCCAGGAGGACGUGGGGCUGCCCCCCGCGGCCUUCGGAGGCCUGCAGGCGCUGAACCCCAACCGCCUCUCGGCCAUGCGGGAGGCCUUCUCGCGGAGCCGCAGCGUCAGCACCGACGUGUGACGGGCGUGCGCCACGCCCAGGCACCCUGAGACCAUGGCGGGGUUCCGUGGCGCACCAGCCUGGCCCUGGGCCGGCACCUGCAUCCCUGUCCUCAGCCCGGCCCAGGCUUGGGAGCCCCCGGGCACCCUGCGGGGAUAAGGCUGUCCUGGAGGGUAGGGCCAGCUGGGGCCAGGGGCUGGAGGGGACAUAGGCCCAGGUGACACUGCAGAGGCAGGGGGCUGGGCGUGGGCCUGGGCACUCAGG
Lemur catta (Ring-tailed lemur) is the source of this 993-nucleotide messenger RNA. RefSeq names its product family with sequence similarity 163 member B (gene FAM163B). Lineage: Eukaryota; Metazoa; Chordata; Mammalia; Primates; Lemuridae. The record is from RefSeq and is a predicted model, not a curated record. The transcript is spliced from 2 exons. The coding region runs from base 250 to 750 and encodes 166 amino acids.